This is a messenger RNA of Daldinia caldariorum, 2711 nucleotides long. Its product is annotated as Pkinase-domain-containing protein. Bases 213 to 2513 code for a protein of 766 amino acids. Gene Ontology annotation, molecular function: ATP binding; protein serine/threonine kinase activity. Gene Ontology annotation, biological process: intracellular signal transduction; protein phosphorylation. Gene Ontology annotation, cellular component: cytoplasm. The transcript is spliced from 5 exons. The record is from RefSeq and is a predicted model, not a curated record. NCBI's taxonomy places the organism in Eukaryota, Fungi, Ascomycota, Sordariomycetes, Xylariales, Hypoxylaceae.
AAUAAGGCUGCGUUUGGUGCCAAGAUUCAAACUCUUGCCAAGCGUGCAUCGCUACCUUAAAGCUUGUACUCCACUCUCCCGUCCCCUGUUCUCUGACCCACCGGCCCCGGUCCCCUAGUUCGAGAGCCCCUCGUUCUUAGACGUUACUUUAUGACGAUCUCAUCAACUUCGCCAUCAUUCACAUAUAUCUUUUAGCCAUUAUCCUCGACAAGAUGGCCUCUCGAGCGUUCGACGAAGAAGAACUCUCCAUGUCCUUAUCUCCCUCCCUCAUUCGACCGAAAAACAAUGGAGCUCGAGUACCUGAGAUUAACGUCACACACCCAACUGCCGACGGCUCCAACGGCAGGUCGAGAGCUGGCAGCACGCUUUCCGAGCAAGCAUCGCAGAACCGAGAGAAGACCAAAACCGACCAACGAAUUGGCGCGUACAACAUAAUCAGAACAUUGGGCGAAGGUUCUUUCGGGAAGGUCAAAUUGGCGGUUCAUCGGUCGACCGGCCAAAAGGUCGCUCUGAAGAUUAUCGCUCGAAAGAAGCUGAUCAGUAGAGAUAUGGUCGGUCGCGUCGAACGCGAGAUAGAAUAUCUACAACUUCUUCGGCAUCCUCAUAUCAUCAAGCUAUAUACCGUUAUCAAGACUCCCGUUGAGAUUAUAAUGGUCUUGGAAUAUGCCGGCGGCGAGCUAUUCGACUAUAUAGUUAAGCAUGGACGACUGCCCGAAGAUCAAGCUCGAAAGUUCUUCCAGCAAAUGAUAUGCGCCGUCGAGUACUGCCACAGACACAAAGUAGUACAUAGAGACCUGAAGCCCGAAAAUUUACUUCUCGAUGAUAACCUCAACGUGAAGAUUGCCGAUUUCGGACUAAGCAACAUUAUGACGGAUGGAAAUUUCCUCAAGACAAGCUGUGGUAGUCCCAAUUAUGCAGCCCCAGAAGUUAUUAGCGGGAAGCUGUAUGCCGGACCAGAAGUCGACGUAUGGAGCUGUGGUGUCAUCUUAUAUGUCUUGCUAGUCGGCAGACUUCCCUUCGACGAUGACCACAUCCCAAGUUUGUUCUCAAAAAUUCAGCGUGGCGUCUUUACAGUUCCUCACUGGGUACCAGCCGAUGCGGCGAGCCUCAUCCGAAGAAUGUUGCAGACUAAUCCUGUGCAACGUAUUAUUAUCGAUGACAUUAGACAAGAUCCUUGGUUUUUGAAGGACCUUCCCGCAUAUCUUGCUCCGCCCGUCGAGGAAUUUUUCAACACUGGCGUUGACCCUAACAGGGCAAUCAGACCAAGUGAUAUUGCGCCCUACGCUCCCCCUAAAGUGCAGGAGAAACUUCACGAGGAGGUGACGGAGAAGAUCAGUAAAACGAUGGGCUAUGGAAAACGGGAUGUUCAAGAAGCCCUUGAAGCCGAUGAGCCUUCUGCCAUUAAGGAUGCGUACAUGAUCGUCCGUGAGAACAAGCUCAUGCAAGUAAAUCCUGCUUACGGAAUGGGUGCCGAUAACCCCUACUUUGCAACUUCUCCUCCCACUACUGAUGCCGAGGAGCAAAUGCGUAGUGUCUCGGUGGCCAUGGGCAAUUCCGCUUUGGACAGUCAGCGGGAUUCUCAAUCGGAAUAUCCAAACGAGUCGCAGGCCAGCCCUCUAGCCGACUCUGCUCGUUCCACCAGCUCAACGAUUACCAGCUCUUCUCCUCGCGGAUACGUAAGCCAUGUCGGAAUAUUACCGACAAGCCUCCCUUCGCUGCACAAGAAGUACCUCGAGCGUCAAAAUGCUGGAAUUGAUGAGCCUUUGGAUGUUCAACCGGUUCCCGAUGUUCCUCUUCAGCCCAGAACGCCUGCUGAGCAACAAGAAGCAGCCCGCCGCCUUAAGCCUCACUCGAAGAGUGCUAUGAGACUCGACGAUACAGCUCACCCGCAAACAAUGACUCCAGUCGCGCCUAAAAGGCCCAAGCAAGUCCGAUGGCAGUUUGGCAUAAGAUCUCGAAACGCUCCUUUUGAAGCCUUGCUAUGUAUCUACAAAUCUCUAUCGAAGCUUGGUGCCACUUGGGUUGUAGACGAGGACUAUGAGAAGGUGCACAGUUCAGAAUCGGACCCUUAUGCCACCCCGACGCCAAACGAAGGAAAGGAGUAUAACCCGUAUGAAAAUUUGUCCCCUGACGCUAUUGACUUGGAGACGUUUGACCCCAUCAAAUACUACAAGCUCCCUGCCGAUCCUUGGCACAUAGUCUGCCGAUGGAAAAAGGAUGACAUUCGGAAGACAUCAGUUGCUUCCGGCCACGCAACUUCUGACUCGGUCUCUGAUGACAACACUUAUAUCUAUUCCGUUAUGGACAAACGUAAGCAAGACUUCGUUUGGAUGCGAAUGGAAAUCCAAAUUUAUGAGAUGGACCCAAAAGACAAAGUCUAUCUCGUAGACUUCAAAUGCACAGGCUAUGAACGUCUUGACGGAACUUUACUAGAGGAGAAGGCUGUUAUGAGCCCCUUCCCCUUUCUCGAUAUGGCAGCCAAGUUGAUCAUGCAGUUGGCGGAGGCUGAUUAGAGCUACCCUCCCAAAGAAAUGUUUGAUCCCUUAGUUGAGUUUGCCGAUUUACAACCUCCGUCACCACAUGUGCAGGGUUUGAUUAUCUUCGAUGAUACUUCCUAAAAAAGUCCGCCGAUUUCGCACGAUAUUGAUGAAGUGCUUGGUCAUAGGAUGCGACAAAGGGUCUAAGCUAAUUUGGACACCAAGUUUUCUUUA